Naegleria fowleri is the source of this 330-nucleotide messenger RNA. RefSeq lists its product as uncharacterized. NCBI's taxonomy places the organism in Eukaryota, Heterolobosea, Eutetramitea, Acrasida, Naegleriidae. Bases 1 to 330 code for a protein of 109 amino acids. The record is from RefSeq and is a predicted model, not a curated record. The transcript has a single exon.
AUGCAAAAGAAACCAUCGAACGAUCAUCAAGAGAAUGUCAUUGAGGAUGAGAAUGACACUUCGGAAAGUACCAAAUGGGACACAAUUUCCAUUCCGAUCACAUCUUCAAGUGUUCAAAAUUUUCAGCAACACCAAAUAUACAAUCCAUUUCAACGAUUAUUAGAAAAUGAAGAUAUUCUCAUCACAGUGAUUGAAUUUUUAGAUCGAUUUUUGUAUUAUGGAAUAUUUCCUUGUGUUCGAAAUAUUUCCAUCGACUCACUCAUAAACCUUAUGCCUAUACGAGAUUGUAUUGGAAUUUUUCACAAUCACAUUUACAACGUUUGGAUUUAA